AUGGACUUAAAAAAAAGAAUUAAAAAAUUAUCAAGCUUAAAUACAGCAAGCACUUUAUCAGCAGAUGAUAAAAGAAAAAUUUUUAAAAAUAAUGGGAGUAAAAAAAAUUUAAGACAUACUAGUUUUGAAAGUUCAUUUAAUAUUCCACCUGUUUUUCCAAAGUCAUGCUCUUUAUUUGAUUCCCAUUAUCAUGGAGGUGCCUAUGCUGACAGUGAGAUGGAUAAUAAGAUUUUAUUAGCUAUUAAAUUAAGAAAAUCAACAAAUGAAAGUUUUGUUUCUAAUUCUGAUAAUGAACAAAUUUCACCAUCAGGUUCAAUUUGUUCAACCAACUCUGGUACCACUAAUGACUCAGCAUUUGAAGUAGAAAAUCAUAAAUGUGACUUAAAUGAUACUUACAAUUUCUUAGUCAAUGAUAAAAGAAAAAAUUCUGAUAGUAAAAUAGAUGUUAAAAAAGAUUCUAUGCCAUUUUAUAAGGGAAAAAAUUUUUCAUCUGAAAAAUUAGGUUUGAGAAUUGGUAGAAGAAAUACUGAUUCUCAAAUACAUAUAAUACCAUCCUUAUCUGAUUAUAAUCCUAGAGAGUGGGGCAUGAAACCAUUAAAGAAAAAGAGUACAUUCAAAAAAAGUUUUGAACGAUUAAGAGCUUUAUCUAUAGGAGCUGCUGAAAAAAAAAAGUAUAAAACAGAUGAAAAACGGAAUACACCAAUUUUUGGUGGUAAUUCUCUUGUCAAUCGAGAAUGGGAAAUUGUUACAGUUGGAGAAAUGUGCCGAAGAUUAUCAAUAGAAGAUUCUUUACAAGAUCUUGAAAUGCCACUUCCUGAAGGUUCUACAUCAUCUCAAAUAUUGGACGAUUUCAUGAUUCGUCAAAUUGCUGAUAUACUUCCUCCUCGUGCAGAAGGUUACCCAUGGAUUAGUGUAUAUAGUAGUGAAAAACAUGGUUUUUCUCUUUCAACAUUCUAUCGAAAAAUGGCAGAAUUUGGUGAAGAAAUGUCACCAAUAUUAAUUAUUAUUCGUGAUACCAGAGGUCAUGUUUUUGGUGCUGUUGUUUCUACUCCCGUUUAUCCAUGUGAACAUUAUUAUGGUACAGGUGAUUCAUGUCUUCUUUUCCGUUUUACUGGAGAAUACCCACAUACAAGAGAACUUCGUCAUUUCACAUGGACGGGUGAUAAUCAAUUUUUUAUAAAUGCAACAAAAGAUUUUUUGAGUGUAGGAGCUGGACAAGGGCAUUAUGGUCUUUGGUUAGAUGCUGAUUUAAAUAAUGGGAUAAGUCAAAAAUGUCAAACAUUUGAUAAUGAAUUGUUAGCUGGUGGUGAGCAAGAAGAAUUUGUUGUUCAAUUUAUUGAAGCUUUUGGAUUUUCUAUGUGA
Strongyloides ratti is the source of this 1362-nucleotide messenger RNA. RefSeq names its product TLDc domain-containing protein. The transcript has 3 exons. The record is from RefSeq and is a predicted model, not a curated record. Gene Ontology annotation, biological process: response to oxidative stress. Gene Ontology annotation, cellular component: nucleus. The coding region runs from base 1 to 1362 and encodes 453 amino acids. Lineage: Eukaryota; Metazoa; Nematoda; Chromadorea; Rhabditida; Strongyloididae.